Molecule: messenger RNA, 1750 nt
Organism: Lindgomyces ingoldianus
Lineage: Eukaryota; Fungi; Ascomycota; Dothideomycetes; Pleosporales; Lindgomycetaceae
Product: glutamine synthetase
Exons: 5
Coding region: 198-1346 (382 amino acids)
Cellular component (GO): cytoplasm
Molecular function (GO): glutamine synthetase activity
Source: RefSeq, a predicted model, not a curated record
CGCCUCUUGGCCCAGGGCCAGCCUAAAUAAUUCAUCACAGCCCCGCCACUGACCGAGACACUCUCCCGAGCACACCUACUUAAGCCUCCUGCCCCCAGGACUCUUGUGCUUUCCCAUCUGCACACCUUGCACAUACACUUCCUUCGCCAGACACCCACCUCACCCCCCCAAACACCUCCUUCCCCACAACAGCAAUCAUGGCCGAGUCAACAAUCCUCUCCAACACCGCCAACCUCGAGAAGUACCUUAAGCUCCCGCAGGGCAACAAGGUCAUUGCCGAGUACGUCUGGAUUGACGGCUCCAACGGCCUCCGCUCAAAGUGCAAGACCCUAAAUAAAAAGGUUACUAGCCUCAAGGACCUCCCCGAAUGGAAUUUCGACGGCUCUUCCACCGGCCAGGCCCCGGGCAACAACUCCGAUGUCCUCCUCCGCCCGUGUGCCUAUUACCCCGAUCCUUUCCGUGUGGGCGGUGACAAUAUCCUCGUCAUGUGCGAGACCUGGGGACCUGAUGGCAAGCCCAACGCCUACAACUUCCGCCAUGACGCCGACGUCGUGAUGCAGGCACAUGCUUCGCACGAGUUCUGGUUCGGUCUGGAGCAAGAGUAUACCCUUCUCGACUUUAACGGCUGGCCGUAUGGUUGGCCCAAGAGUGGCUUCCCAGCUCCCCAGGGCCCAUACUACUGUGGUGUUGGCACUGGCAGGGUCUUCUGCCGUGACAUCGUCGAGUCGCACUACAAGGCGUGCAUGUAUGCCGGCAUCAACAUUUCUGGCACUAACGCUGAGGUCAUGCCUGCCCAGUGGGAGUACCAGGUCGGCCCGUGCACCGGCAUUUCUUUGGGCGACGAGCUCUGGAUGUCUCGAUUUAUCCUCCACCGUGUUGCUGAAGAGUACGGCGCCAAGGUCACGUUCGCUCCCAAGCCCAUUCCCGGCGACUGGAACGGUGCUGGUCUCCACACCAAUGUCUCGACCAAGGAGAUGCGUGAGGAGGGUGGUAUGAAGUACAUUGAGGCGGCUAUGGAGAAGCUCUCCAAGCGCCAAGCUGAGCACAUGGCCGUCUAUGGUGAGGACAACCAGCUCCGUAUGACUGGCAAGCACGAGACUUCGUCGUACGACAAGUUCACCUGGGGUGUUGCCAACCGUGGCUCAUCCGUCCGUGUUCCCCGUUCCUGCGCCCAGGAGGGCAAGGGCUAUUUCGAGGACCGUCGCCCGGCCUCCAAUGCCGACCCAUACCAGAUCACCGGCAUUGUCGUCGAGACUCUGUGCGGCAUGGUCGAAGGCGCCAACAUGUCGAGGAAGGUGGCCGAUGCUGAGCCCGUUGAGCAGGAGGUGGUUGUUGCCAAGUCGUAAAAGGCUCUCUCAAAAAUCACUUCCUCGUAAUACCCCAAAUUCCUAUUCCUUAUCCCUGUCCCUAGACCACGACUUUCAACACAAUAACCCCAUCAACACUACUUUGGGAGCACGAUAGAUGACUGUCGGAUUGCUUUCCUUCCCCCCUUACACACUCAUAUCCCUCCGCCCCUCACCACACAAACACCCCAAAUCACACAUUCUGUAAACCACAUAUUAUCGAACACACCCCCUACCAAUCAGCAAGAGCGGGAGCGAUGAGUGGAGGCGGGGUUAUGAGGUCGGCUGGCGGCUCUUUUCUAGCCCCUCGCUUCCUUUCCUUCCGGACGCCCUGGUUGGUUGUAGGUGGAUGAGUUGAAUCAUGAAAUGUACUGUAGAGAGACGUAAAGAUGACUUCGGAUCAA